AUGGACGAAUCGCUUCAGGCACCCCUGCAGAAGCUUCACGUCCAACAACCUGAUAUCUCAGAAUGCUUCCCAUCCAUGAAUCCUUUCGAUGUCUAUCGCAUCCACCUCGCCAAUGGCCUUUCAGAGGUAACGGGCGUCCAGCCUAAGACUAUCUACCCUCUACUACAACGAACGACAACCUUAGACAAAGGUGAUCUUCUGCUUCCAGUGCCAGCUUUGAGGAUCAAAGGAGAGAGACCUGAUAUGCUCGCGAGUCGUUGGGCUGACGAGUUUCCGGAGUCCACACUAGUUUCCAAGCCCGUCGUUGACGGACCCUUUAUCCGCUUCUACUUGAAACCUGCCGCACUCGUUAAGAGAGUCCUACCAGCUGUUCUUCGGAAUCGAAAUGAGUGGGGCAGCAAUCCUCUGCUCGGGUUGAAGGAUGCUAGCGACGCCUCAAAAGGCCGGAAACGCAUCGUUAUAGAGUUCUCGUCGCCCAACAUCGCAAAACCUUUCCACCAAGGCCAUCUACGAAGUACCAUCAUUGGAGGCUUUCUCGCCAACCUCUAUAAGGGCGCGGGGUGGGAUGUUGUGCGCUUGAACUAUCUCGGUGAUUGGGGCAAACAAUAUGGGUUGUUGGCGUUGGGCUUCAAGAUGUUUGGAGACGAUACGGCCCUGGAAGAAGACCCAAUCCAUCAUCUGUACCAGAUAUACGUCAAGAUCAACUCGCUGCUUGCCGAUGAACGAAAAGAGAUUGAACAAUUGGAGAAAGACGACAAAGACACCUCAAAACUCAGGAAUGAAUGUCUAGACGAACAAGCCCGAGAGUAUUUCAAAGCCAUGUGCAACAACGAUCCAGGCGCCAUAAGCAUGUGGAAGAAGUUCCGGGAACUCAGCAUACAGAGAUACAAAAAGUCGUAUACUCGGCUGAACAUCCAUUUCGAUGAGUACGCAGGCGAGAGCCUUGUCCGAGAAGAGAGCAUGAAGAUUGCGCAGAAGCAAUUAGAGAGUAAGGGACUAGUAGAAGAGUCACAAGGGGCCGCAAUCGUAGACUUCUCCAAACAUGUUCCCGGCAAGGCAGGCAAAGCUCUCGGAAAAGCCCUGAUACGCAAAACGGACGGUACCAGCCUUUAUCUCACCCGCGAUGUCGGCGCAUUGUUCGAACGGAAUGACCGCUACGAAUUCGAUCAGAUGAUAUAUGUCGUCGCUACCGAUCAGGAGCUGCACCUCAAGCAAUUGUUCAAACUCAUCGAAUUAACUGGCAACGAGGACCUGCGUUCUCGGAUCGCUCACGUCAGUUUUGGUCUAGUACUGGGAAUGAGUACCCGGAGGGGAACAGUCGUGUUUCUGGACGAUGUGUUGAGGGACGUUGGCGAAAAGAUGCAUGAAGUAAUGAGGAAGAACGAGACCAAAUAUGCUCAAGUGUCAGACCCUGAAAGAACUGCCGACAUUCUUGGUAUCAGCAGUGUCAUGGUCCAGGAUAUGAGCGGAAAACGAAUCAACAACUAUCGUUUCAACAUCGACACAAUGACGUCUUUCGAAGGAGACACUGGCCCUUACCUUCAAUAUUCCCAUGCUCGACUCUGUUCGAUCUUGCUCAAAGCGGCUGUUCCAACCUCAGAGAUCGAAUCAGCAAAUCUCGACCUUUUAGUUGAACCUCAUGCAAUCAAGGUCGUUCGACUCAUCGCCCAGUUCCCCGACACCAUUCAAAACACUCUGAAAACACUGGAGCCUACUACUGUCUUGACAUAUCUUUUCCGCCUGACACAUGCCAUUAAUAGUAGCUAUGAUGUGUUGCAAGUGGUUGGGAGCGAGCGAGAACUCAUGAAGGCUCGGCUGGCCCUUUACGACGCGGCAAAGUCUGUCAUCAACAACGGAAUGCGUCUACUGGGUUUAACUCCUCUAGAUCGGUAA
This is a messenger RNA of Trematosphaeria pertusa, 1893 nucleotides long. Its product is annotated as putative Arginyl-tRNA synthetase, cytoplasmic. The coding region runs from base 1 to 1893 and encodes 630 amino acids. Gene Ontology annotation, biological process: mitochondrial translation; arginyl-tRNA aminoacylation. Gene Ontology annotation, molecular function: ATP binding; arginine-tRNA ligase activity. The record is from RefSeq and is a predicted model, not a curated record. NCBI's taxonomy places the organism in Eukaryota, Fungi, Ascomycota, Dothideomycetes, Pleosporales, Trematosphaeriaceae. The transcript is spliced from 3 exons. Gene Ontology annotation, cellular component: cytoplasm; mitochondrion.